AGGAAACUGUUCUGCUAAAAAGAGCUGCCAGAAAAAUAUGCACAAAUUUGUUCAUUACUGUAAUGUUUAUCACAUAGAAAGGCUGGAAACAUAAAGGUCCAACAAUAGGAGGAUGUUUAAAUUUUGUCAUAUGCAUGCAAUGAAAUACAACCAUUAAAAAUUAUUCUUGGAGAAUUUCAUGAGGUGGAAAUGUUUACAAUGUAAAGUUGGGUUUAAAAAAAGGAAUGUAAAAAUCUGUACAGACAGUAUGGGCCUAAAUAUGUGACAUAUAUGCAUAGAAAACAAACACACCAAAAAGUUUACAAAUGAUUAUCUGUGGGUGGUAGAAUUGAGAAUUAUUAUUUUUUAAAAAAUAUUUUAUUUAUUUAUUUAUUCAUUCAUGAGAGACACACAGAAAGAGAGGCAGAGACAUAGGCAGAGGGAGAAGCAGGUUCCAUGCAGGAAGCCCGAUGUGGGACUUGAACCUGGGUCUCCAGGGUCACACCCUAGGCUGAAGGCAGAAGCUUAACCGCUGGGCCACCCAGGCGUCCCUUAUUUUUUUUUUUAAAUUUUUAUUUAUUUAUUCAUAGAGACCGAGGGAGAGAGGCAGAGACACAGGCAGAGGGAGAAGCAGGCAUCAUAUGGAGAGCCCCACGUGGGACUCGAUCCAGGGCCUCCAGGAUCACGCCCUGGGCUGCAGGCGGCUGCAGGCACGCACACACACUCGAGAGACCACAAACAGUGGAGAGGGAGAAGCAGGCUGCUCAUUGUGCAGGAAGCCUGAUGUGGGGCUCAAUCCCAGGACCUGAGCUGAAGGCAGCCACUUAACCCAUUGAGCCACCCAGGUGGCCCAGAAUUGGGAAUUAUAUUUAUUUCCUUCUUUAUACUUUAUCUGCAUUUUAAAAAUUGCCUACAAUCAUAUCCAUUACUUUUAUAAUAAAGAGAAUAGAAAAAAAAAAACCGUAUCUGUAAUAGGCUCCACCCUCCACCCCCAACAGACUCUCCUAGGUCUUAACCCCAAAUUAAAUCAGUCUUGGGAUCUUUAGGAAUUUUGAAGCCAUUGGGCUCUCAACAAUGAAUAACAGAAAAUUAAAGAUCAGGCAGUAGGUAACCAUGUAGAAUGUCAUCUGCGUUCUGACAAAAUGCAAAUUUUGACAUAGUUUUAAGGGGUGGUAUUUAAGCACUGAGCCAAGUCUCAUUAGGAUUCCCCCGAGUCAGACCUACCUACCUAACCAGCCCAUAGGUGGCAAUCCCUGCCCUCCACCUUACCCAGGCAAACCGGUUCACAAAUCCCUUCAAGCUCCUCCCUAGUCCCAUCUGCAACACACCCUCCACCCAGUACCCAGUAACCCUCCCCUAUUUCAGGCCACUUGGUACGCCCUCCCUGCUAGGAAGUGUGUCCUGAUUACAACAGCUACCCAUCGAUCUCCCCACCUACACAACACCAGCAAAAAAAUCUCAGUGGGGUUCACUGUCUAGUAGAACAGUUUGGGAAAUGAAGGAGUGAGUCAUCCCCCUUGGCCUCCAGCGUCUUUCAUGUUGGGUUCUUAAUGUUUUCUUUGAGCCUCUGGGAUCUUUCCUAGCUCUAAACACAGCUUCCUCUCCUCCUACCAUAUUCACCAGAUGGUUCCUUAAAUGGCCCUCCCUGAACCCCAGGGCCCCAGUCAAGUGUGCUCCUUAAUUCUCUGAAGAACGCUUGCUUCUAUUAGCCUCUGGCCUGCAGCCCAUGCUGAGGUCAGCCUCCCCCCCGGGCCAGACUACUCUGCCCACACCGGACUGGGGAGGGAAGGCCGGCAGCCUCACCCAGAUCCUCGGCCACAAGUUUCCCAAAACAUCCCCUAUGCCUAGAUCCUUCUGGAACCACACUGCCCAGCUCCUGUGCCUCAGCUCUUCCAAGCAGCUGCCCCGUCACCCCCGACCUAUCCGCCAACUGUCUAGUCACACACAGCUGUAUCCACCUGUACUUAUGUCUUCAAAUGGUUUAGCCACGCCAACACCGAGGCCCUGGCUGGCUAGCCUCAAUGCCUUUGCUGUCCUCUCCCCGGGGCUCAGUUCGCAUCCCGUUUCUCAGUCUUCCCUGAGCACAGUUUGCGCCUUGGGCCUCCACGCCUUCUCUCGGGCUUUCCUCUCCCCAAAAUGCCUUACCCCCGUUUCUAUUGUUGUUCUGCUUCUCUGUUGAAAGUCUGUUCAUUUUAGUAGCUCCCUCCUUUCUUCUACAGAAAUUUUCAGUCUGACAGUUAAAUGUGUGUGUAAUUGUCUUUUCUACCAGGGGUGGAGGUUAGGUUCUAAACAGCUCAGAAUUCUCCAGCACAGUGUUCCUUUAAUUAAACGUUCUCUGUGAAUUUGCCCCUCCUCUUCCUUUGGACUGGAAGGUCCUGAAGGCAGUUCCUCAUUCAUUUCACCCCCACUGCAGCCGGGAUGAGGCAUGAGGCAGGCAUUUACCACAGUCUCCAGCACUGAGGGGAGAACCGAUCCUGAGAUCUCCCCUCGGCUAGGCAGGCAGGACCAAAUUUGUUGGGAAAUGGUGAGUCUUCUGUCAAACUGAUUUGGCUAUCAGGAUUCCUGAGCUCUAGCUGAUUCUGAUACUAACCUGUUUCUUAGUGUGAGGAUCAUCUUUCUGAGCUGCUAAAUGGGAACAGGACCUACAUGCCUUCCCUAUUCCACCAGGAACUCAAAUGCAGUAACAAGGUACAACAGCUCAGGAAAAGCACAGGAGUUGAAGAUGGAAGGCAAGAGGUCACUGGUGUCAAGAUGGGUCAGCACACUUAGGGGCCAGGCGAGGGUCAGGAGCUCCCUUACUCAGCUUUAGUAGUGGGAGGGGAGCCCAGCAAACUAGGAAACAAGUAGAAGCAGCCCUGAAGUUUGCAGAGGUGGUGGCUGAAAAAGGAACAGCUUGGGAUCCCUGGGUGGCUUAGCGGUUUAGCGCCUGCCUUCGGCCCAGGGCAUGAUCCUGGAGUCCUGGGAUCGAGUUCCGCAUCGAGUCCCGCAUCGGGCUCCCUGCAUGGAGCCUGCUUCUCCCUCUGCCUGUGUCUCUGCCCCCCACCUCUCAUUCUGUGUCUCUCAUGAAUAAACAAAUAAAAUCUUAAAAAAAAAAAAAGGAACAGUUUGAACAUUUUCCCUGCGUGUGGAACAAGUUAGUGGUUCCUUUAACAACGCAAGGGCUACUGUUAUGCAUUUGACUUUUUUUGUCCAAGUAUUCUUUACUGGCUGCUUAUGUCCAGGUGAGAGAAAGAUCACCUGACUUGUCUGCUUAUUAUACUACAUGACCUCGAACAAAUUUCUGAACCCUCAAGUCUCAGUUAUCUGGUCUGUAAACUGGGGACAGAGUACUUACCUUGAAGUUAGUGAGAAUGAACUGAGAGGAGCCACAUAACUUGUCUAGCAGUUCCUGGCAGUCCCCUGCUCUGAACAGAGGCAGCUUUGGCAUAGCUCUGGCCUGCGUGUAGGCUACCAAUAUUGUGGGUAGGCUAGGGCAGGCCUGGGGAGGUAUGAUUACUCAAACUUUAUAGCGAAGAUUCCAAGACAGUCACAAUUUCAAAGACACUCUCCUGUUUUCUCUUAAGUCGAGAAGCACUUGCCAAGUUCUGAUUGGGAAAAACAUGAUCACUAUGGAAGGCACCUUGGUGGCUACCUAUUUCUCCAUCAGCCCUGAGAGGCUGGGCUCAAAGCCCAGAGCUUCUCAGCCAGAUACUCAGAUAUGCAACUGAAAGGUGGUAGAAGGAAGAAGAUGCUCAGCAGUGGCUCAGGCCACCUAGAAGGUAGGAGAUCCAGGUGCUACUGCCCCCUUUCUCCAUCCGAGUGUAUAUGGGCCACUGCAGCACAUUUCCACUCUAAAAGGAAAGGAGCACAUUAAACCCUUCGAACUCAAGUUAAAUCCUCAAGUCUUUGGAUACACAUUAGAAUCACCUGGGGAAAUUUGGAUAUCUUCAUGUCCAGACUAUAUUCCAGAUCAAUUAGAUCAGUAGGCUUUUUAAAGCUCCCUAGGUAAAUUCCAAGUUACACCAAAAGUUGAGAACCACUAUUCAAGAUUUUUCUUUUCAAACUUGCCACAUGAUGAUAAUCACCUAUAUUGGCUUAAAAUAGCUUCUCAGUCUCUGAAAUUAGCACCAUUACCGGAACAUAGUAUUUCUAAAACACACCUCCUUAUUUUUUUUUAAGAUUUUUAUUUAUUUAUUCAUGAGAGAGAGAGAGAGAGAGGCAGAGGGAGAAGCAGACUCCCUGUAGGGAGCCCAACAUGGGACUCGAUCCUGGGUCUCCAGGAUCACGCCCUGGGCUGCAGGCGGCACUAAACUGCUGAGCCACCCGGGCUGCCCUAAAACGCACCUCUUUAAUAACAUACAGGGUAUCUUAGUAUCUUUGAAAUCUGAGUGAUUUUCCAAUCAGUGAUAUUGAAGAUUUUAUGACACACAGAAAUCAGUAUCUCAGGUGAUCCUCACAAUUAGGCAGGUUUGAGUAAAAAACAGUUCCCUCUACUUUUUAGAGAAGCACUUUGCAAAUUUUAACAUCCUUAGAGUCACCUGUAAUCCUGUUACAACACAGGUUCUGAAUCAGAAGGUCUAGGUUAAGGCCUAAGAUCCUGCAUUUCUAAGAAGUUCCUAGUUGAUCUGUGCUGGGCCAAGACCAUUUUGUGUCACAUUUUGGGUAGCAAAGUUCUGAAAUGUCUUCUUCUGAGGAGGCUCCACCAGCAACUCAUUUAAUUAAACUGAAAUAACUGGUAUAGAGAAAUACGACCAAUGGAGAGAGUCUUCGAUAGGUCUGAGAGGCAACUGCUGGACUGCACUCUAGCAUUUCUCCCCAGGAAGGGGCAACUGGGAUGAGGACCAGAGGGAGGGCCAUCCCGACGUUUGCAAAGCCAGAGUCCAAGUUCCCAAGGAAGCAGUUUGUUAUAUGAGGCAACAUAGAUCCCCACUCUAAAUGCCAGCAGAAGUUCACUCACCAACUGAAAUUGGGCCUUUAGGUGGCUUUAGUGGGUUAAGGGGAUGCAGUCCCAUUCUCUGUACACAUACCCCUUUUCCUUCAUUUAGUCACCAAACCUUUACUGAUGGUUCACUAACAAACCACAAGGUCUGAAGCAUUCAAAGAUGAAUCAGAUUUGGUCCCAGACCCGCAGGGGGAGGAAUUCAGCCUGGGGGAAACCCAUUUGUAAAGCAAAGUACAGUAUGAAGUUAUAAGUGCUAUUAACAGAAGAAGCACAUACAAAGAGAUGAGCCAAGAGAAAGGAUGAUAAGAGCUUCCUAGUGCAGCAGUCACUGGAGGAAACAUUUAUAAUCUUUCCAGGUAGGGCACCACCUUUAACAAAACCGCCUUUGCCAGAACCAGCCUGGUAUGAUGGAGAGGGUGCUCUGAUGCCUUGAAGCCCUUGAAACCAAGACCCUAAAAUCUGGAAUCUCAGGAUGGGCAGAGCUUCCUGCAUUUAUGUCUUUAAUCUCUAGUGCUAAGAUGCAAGUGAAUCCCAGGAAGGGAUUUUUAGGGGAUCAGCCCCUCAAAAGGAUGGGGCAACUCUGAUCUCAUUCCAGAGAGCUUCAGUUUCCCGCAUCCUAUCCUCCUGUGUCAGAAUCCAGCAGAUCAUUUUCCUAGUUACAUAAAUACAAGUCUCUGCCCUUUGUCAUACUGAGCUCUUAAUUGGCUUUGCUCCGUCACAUUGCUAGAUAUAAAGGCUACAAUCCCUAGACUAAGUAGACCUCCAGCUGGGUAGGGAGUCUCGGCCAAGACAGGCAGGGUAUAAGAACCUAGAGCCUGCUCCCUCACUGAGGCCCCUAUAGACCAGCUUUUUAGGAGGACUACAAAAGGGAUACUCAUCCCAUUUUAUUUUUUCCUUAUCUUCCAUCUCACAGACAGGAAGCUCUAGAGAAGAAGCUUAAGGGCCAGAAGAAGCAGCUGAGGAGGAGACAGCAAAAAGAUGGGGAGUGGAGUCAGUGCUGAGGACAAAGAACUGGCCAAGAGGUCCAAGGAGUUAGAAAAGAAGCUGCAGGAGGAUGCUGACAAGGAAGCCAAGACUGUCAAGCUGCUAUUGCUGGGUGCUGGUGAGUCAGGAAAGAGCACUAUCGUCAAACAGAUGAAGAUCAUCCAUCAGGAUGGCUAUUCACCAGAGGAGUGCCUGGAGUAUAAGGCCAUUAUCUAUGGGAAUGUGCUGCAGUCCAUUCUGGCUAUCAUCCGGGCCAUGUCCACACUGGGUAUUGACUAUGCUGAACCAAGCUGUGCGGAUUCUGGGCGACAGCUCAACAACCUGGCUGACUCUAUUGAGGAAGGCACCAUGCCUCCCGAGCUGGUGGAGGUCAUCGGGAAGUUGUGGAAGGAUGGUGGGGUGCAAGCCUGCUUCGACCGAGCUGCAGAGUACCAGCUCAAUGAUUCAGCAUCUUACUACCUGAACCAAUUAGACCGGAUUACAGCCCCUGACUACCUCCCUAAUGAGCAAGAUGUGCUUCGAUCCAGAGUCAAAACAACUGGCAUCAUUGAGACCAAGUUUUCUGUCAAAGACUUGAAUUUCAGGAUGUUUGACGUGGGAGGGCAAAGAUCAGAGAGAAAGAAGUGGAUACACUGCUUUGAGGGAGUCACUUGCAUCAUUUUCUGUGCAGCCCUCAGUGCCUAUGAUAUGGUGCUAGUGGAAGACGACGAAGUAAAUCGUAUGCAUGAGUCAUUGCACCUCUUCAACAGCAUAUGUAACCACAAGUUCUUUGCGGCCACUUCUAUUGUCCUCUUUCUCAACAAGAAGGACCUCUUUGAGGAAAAAAUCAAGAAAGUCCAUCUCAGCAUUUGUUUUCCAGAGUAUGAUGGAAACAACUCUUUUGAAGAUGCAGGGAAUUACAUCAAGAGUCAGUUCCUUGACCUCAACAUGCGAAAAGAUGUCAAAGAAAUCUACAGUCACAUGACAUGUGCUACAGACACACAGAAUGUCAAAUUUGUAUUUGAUGCAGUUACAGAUAUUAUCAUCAAAGAAAAUCUCAAGGACUGCGGGCUCUUCUAAUCCUCAUCACUCCUCUUGGAACAUCCAUAAACAGGCUUGGAAUCUGGCUAAUUUCAAGCAGAAAAAUCAUAGGUCAGCAUACCAUGGCAUGAAGAAAGAUUCCAUUCUCCCUUAGAGAUGGACUUCUACAUGAUUGCAACUGUGUCCCAUACAUUCUUUUUUUUUUUUUAAUUUUUUUA
Messenger RNA from Nyctereutes procyonoides (raccoon dog), 7122 nucleotides. RefSeq names its product G protein subunit alpha transducin 2 (gene GNAT2). Gene Ontology annotation, molecular function: G protein-coupled receptor binding; GTPase activity; GTP binding. Gene Ontology annotation, cellular component: heterotrimeric G-protein complex; photoreceptor outer segment; photoreceptor inner segment. Lineage: Eukaryota; Metazoa; Chordata; Mammalia; Carnivora; Canidae. Gene Ontology annotation, biological process: adenylate cyclase-modulating G protein-coupled receptor signaling pathway; detection of chemical stimulus involved in sensory perception of bitter taste. Bases 5879 to 6943 code for a protein of 354 amino acids. The record is from RefSeq and is a predicted model, not a curated record. The transcript is spliced from 8 exons.